Gryllus bimaculatus (two-spotted cricket) is the source of this 8792-nucleotide messenger RNA. NCBI's taxonomy places the organism in Eukaryota, Metazoa, Arthropoda, Insecta, Orthoptera, Gryllidae. The record is from the annotation of a GenBank genome assembly.
CUGUGAAGCUAGCCAGUGCGCGAUCCUCAUUCGUUGCAAGCGGCCGUAUACACCCGCGCGAGUCGCGUCGCGUUGCCCUUGUGUCGUUCGCUGGCCCGAGGACCUUGUGUCGUGCUUUGUGAAACAGUGAGUGAGUGUGUGUGAGCGUGCGUGCGUACGCCAGGUCAAGAGACGCGACCCUGCGUGCCGUCAAGAUGCGAAGACGACGCAGAGGCGCGGCCGGGCGUCGGGCAACCGCAGGCAGAGGCGGCGGCGGCGGCGGCGCGGCCGCCAUGAAGGCCGAGGAGGCGGCGGCGGCGGCGGCGGGGCUGGCGCUGGGCGAGGGCGAGUGCGAGGGCGAUGACGGGGUGGGCGUGCUGGCGCCCUGCCCGCCCGUCAAGAUGCGCCCCACCAUGAUCUCCGCCAAGUACAGGCUCAAGGAGGAGAGGCGAAAGGUGCUGAAGAUGUCGAUCGCGAAGCUGCGCAAGAUCGAGGACCCCGAGAGCUGCCUGCGGCGGUCGGUGCUGGUGAACAACACGAUGAAGCGCCUGCAGCGCGAGGCGCGCGAGGAGAAGUUGAGCAAGCAGCAGCAACAGCAGCAGCAGCUGCUGCUACCGCCGCACCGCCAGGCGCCCGCCCCCGGCCCCGCGCCCGCCGCGGGCAAGGAGAACGCCCGCCCCUCCCGCAAGAGGCCGCUCGACGACGUCGACGACUGCGACGUGCAGGACGUGCUGAGCCAGUUCUACAUGCCGCCCACGCCGCGGAUGCUCACCUCAAUCGACGACGACCCCGAGGAGCUGUCGUCGCCGCCGCCCCCGACGCCGUCAGCGGUGGCGGAGGCGGAGGGCGAUGUGGACGCGCCCACCCCGGCGAAGAGGCCCCGACCCUCCCCGGCGCCCGCGCCCGCGCCGCGUCACGCCGCCGACGACGAUGACGACGACCCGCUCGCCAUGCUCUCCAGCGAGGACCUCGCCGACCCGCAGGAUGUGGACAUGACGCUAGCGCUCCACGCGGCCGGCCUGUCAACCCGCGUGGGCGGAGACGCUGCCGACCCGGCGCCCGCCCCUGCGACGGAACGGCCCUUCUGGGCACCCUCCCCGGCGUCCGUCCCCACGUCCGGCGCCAGCGGCAGCGACCCUAUCGGCGCGGACCCACACUUUUCGUGCGGCCACUCGUCCAUCUUCGGCGAGAUCCAGUCGGUGGUGUACCACAGCUUGAUCGCGUCAUUGGAAUCGUAGCCGCUGAUUGGCCGGCAGCGGUCCGCCAUUGUUUGGCGGAACAUACGAAGACGGGAGGGCGGCUCGCGGGACCGUUUGCAAAAGCGGAAAGAUGAAGACUCAUCUUUCCAGAGACAUUAUGUUGUACAAACGUAACGGUGUGAAUGGUUCACGAAGCACAAACCACUUUUUCUUCUUUAUAACGAAUUGAUUCUAGUGAAAGCUUUGCAUUUAGUCUGAAAUGCAAGAGAUAAAAACGCUUUUGGAGGCUGCUAUCAAAAGUGAUCAGUUACCAGUUUGCGCCUCGUGAAGUGUGUUGUUGAUAUUUAAUUUCAUUGAAUUUUUGAAGGCUCCACUUGAAACCUUUGGAACUGGGUCUUAACAAUCCCACAAAACAAUGAAAGGGAGUGGUGGAAAUAUUAAAUUUCCCCCCUUUUUUAGAAUUAUUCUAUCGAGAAAAAAUGUGCAUUGCAGUGAUCUGCAAAGAAGAAUGACUCUUUCACUUUUAACAAACUUUCAAAGAAAUACAAAGUGAUAUUGCUAAUUGUAUUAAUUCUUCUAUAGUCAGAGUGCAGCAUUUUUCUUAAAAUCAAGAUUGAAGACAGAAUAACAGUAAAGAACUGUUGUGUUAACUUUUCCAGAGUUCUUGAAAUGUGAAAUGAGUGUCAUAUUCAUCAGUGGUUGUUUUGUAGUGCGAAUGAAUGGUGCAAAUUUAAAAUAGAUUUUAACUGUGUUUUUAAUUGUUUCCAUUCUUGUUCUGACUGACUUUGUGUUAUUGGAUCCAGGUGCACAUUAAUUUAAGAGAAAUCUUUCACAAAUUAAGUUGUUUCUGAAAAGGUUCUCGAAACUUGUUGCAUUGUUGGAAAUUCUAAUAGAACCUUCAAAAUAUAUUUGGUAUUGAUGUCAUCACAGCUAUAUAAUCUAUUACUUUUCUCUUAUUUUAAUACACUGUUUGUCUUAAUAUGAAAAAUGUUAUUGAAACCUAAUGACAAAGUAUGUUUUUGUUUGAUUGAGCACCAGUUAUACAGACCUGAUAUAUGAACAAAUACAACUCAAUAUUUAUUUUCUUCAAUUAAUAUAAUUUUUCUUCUAAAAAUUUGAGUGAGGAAAUGGAGAUUUAAUUAACACACUGUUGGAAGGUGUACUCUAGUCUUUGUGUUUCCAUUCCCUGCUAUAAAGCCUUAUUUUAAUUUAGGGUUGCAUUCUAUAAUUAUUAAACACUUUAAGCUUCAGCUCAUUUAUUGAAACAACUUAUGCAGUUUGUAGAAAAGAUCAGACUAGCCAGAAGCAUUGUUUAAAUGGCUGUGAAGAAAUAAUAAUUAAAAAAAAAACUAUACUUUGCCAAGUGGCCAAAUGAUCUGAACAUCAAACUGCUUUGAUUCAGUGUAGUGAUACUUUCUGCACUUGGUGAAGCACUUUCCUCUUGUUUGUGAUGUGCAUCUGGAUAUCUGGUAUGUUUCUAGCAUUUUGCUAUCUUGAGUUAACAAUGUAUGACAAUUCGGGAUGUCCAGUCUAUUAUUUAUUUAUGUAAUCAUAAACAUAUUGUUGACUAAGAACCUGCAGAGGGAAAUUACCUGUCAAACAAACAUGAACACUUUUAUCCUCCCAUAGCUGUCUCUUAUUUUUUCCAACUAGCUAUAUUUACUCCAAAUUCAGCUUUUAAUUUGAUCUAAGCUUUGAAUUUUUUUACAUGUUGGUUUUCGUUAACAGUUUUUUGUUCUGAAAAUUUUUAAGAUUUUAAAUGAAUGACUUAACCUUACUUGGAAAGUGAGUGUGAUUUAGAAGUUCAUUGAAGUGUCUUAAAUAAAAAAUUUAUUCAUUCAUUCUUCACAUGCUGUUAAAUCUACAAGAAUGAUUGUUGAUUUUUUUCAUAUAUAAAAUAUAUGAAAUCAGAAAUAAAAAUUAAGUUAGUGAGCAAAAGCAGAAUUUCCAUUAAAAGAACAAUGUUUCAAGUCAUUCGGCAUUUCUCAGAUUGUUGCUUUACUUUAAAAAAUAUUUGUGUUAUUCAUACAUUGCCCUUGGGUGAGGGAAAAUUUUCUUUUUCAACAAUACCAACCUGUAAUGUUUUUACUGAGGCAGAUUUUGGAAGUAAAAUCAUUUUAUUUACAUGUCAUAAUACAAGCAAUCAAAAAAACUAAUAAUUUUCAAUAUUGUAAUAUUUUGUUCUCUGAAAGAAUAAUGGAAUGGGCAUUCCAAUCCUUAUCAAUGUAGUGUGCUUUUUACCAAAUAUCUGUGAUAUUGUUUUUGCUAGAAUUUGUCCUCCUUAAAAUUUGGUGCUUUUUCAAUGCAGAACAAAGUAUUCUUGUUUUUAUAUGAAAAGUUGAUACCUACUGAAACAAUUUUUACUGAGGUAUUUGUCUGUUGGUGAUCACAAAACAACUUGUGUUGUUUGAUGAGAGAUCUGGUAAAAUGAAGAAGGCUUUGUUCAGAUGCAUUGUGUUGAAUUGUAUUUCUUGUGAACCAUCUUUGAUAGAACUUAAUUAUUCACAGAAAAAUUCUGGAGUUGUCUAUUUGUCAAACUUUUCAAAGUUUUAGAAAUCAGUCAGAUGAUACCUUUACAUCUAUUUCUUUAAAUUAUUUUUGGCAAUAAAUGAGUCAAUUGGAAUAAGUCAAUAUGAAUUAAUAAAAAAAAAACAUGGUAAUGAUUGAAAGAAAAUGACCUUUAGUAACACAGUCAACAAAAGUUCCAGAUGUAUCUGUGAAUAUAGAAUAAUAUGCAGUUCAAGAGUCAAAUUUAAUGUACUCCUGCAAUAGAUAAAUGGGGGGUUUUCAAUUAUCAGUGGAUAUCUUAAGAAUGUGUGUGCCCUACAGAGUAUUUAGUGGUCUAACAUUUAGCAAGGCUGAACUGUCAAUUGUUUUUCAUCCGUCUGCCUUCCUUCCUUUCUUCUUUCUAUGAGUGGAUGUGAGCAUGUCCGUUCUGAAUUAAGUCUGUUAACUGUCCACAACGUAAAAUAAAAUUUUCUACAUUUCUCUUUCUCCCCCCUCCCUCUCUUAAAGUAGUCACAAAGCUUUAAAAAAAACAUGAGAGUUCAAAGUACUUAUAAAAAAGGUAGAGUAAGUAUGGAAUGAAAUGACCCAUUUGCAGGUUUGCAGACAGGUUUCUAUGUGUGUUGGACCUUCAAACUAUGCUCACUUUGGUAAUAUUUAAAGAUAUUUUGUUGCCUGAAAGAACAUUUUAGGUGUUAUUUUUCAAUUGGUGAAUGUACAAAAAUCGUGCUCUUUAUCUCCUCUCCCCUCCCCUCAUUUUAUUAUUAUUAUCUUCUUCCUCUUCCUUGUUUUCCUAAUAACUGUCCUUCAAUGGUUUUUUUGGAUUAGGAUUGUAUAUGAUGAGAAGUUGCAAAGAUUUCAAUCGUUUUCAUGACGAAACUGUUUGGCAUUCUGAGGAUGCACAAAUAUAUAGUGCCAAUUAUCUGGAUGUGUGCCAUAAAGAAUCGGAAGAGAAAUGGCUGUUAAAGAAGUGAGGCAUUGUCUGUGGCUUAGCAAGUGGGUCAUCUUUCCUCUGCAGGAUGGCAAACAGGGACUACAGUUGUUAAUCCGUGCAGCAAGAAGUUGCCAAUUUAUCCCCUCGUUGGGGAUCUCGCAUUGUCAAGUGCAUUUGAGGUCUUAGCUAUCUAAGCAGAAGGUGUUGAUUUAUUUGCUCUCUUUAAUAGGAAUGUACUAAUUGUCAAAAUUGAUUUGCUUCUUUAUUCUAUUGGAUAUUUUAUUUUUUAUUCCUUCAUUGGUGUGAAUUAUUGUUUUAAUCCAAACUCUUCCUUACCAAUCUUCACUUAAAUUCAUUUUCAAUAAAAUUGAAAUUUUUGUUCUCAAUGAAGCACUAGUCCACCUUUGUAAAUUUAAAUACUUGCAUUCAUUAAUUCAAAAAUGCAAGUUACAACUUCCCUUAGAGAUUUGUCUGAAUAAAGAUAUGUUCUUGAAAUUUCUGUUGUUAAGUUUGUGUUUGACGAUUGUAAUUAGUUUUCAAUGAUUUUAGUUUAUUCUGUUGUUUGUUUUUCCCUUCCUUUGAUUUUUUCUUACUAAUACACUUUUGUAAUAUGUAAUCCAUUUGUCUUGUUUUCUCAAGUCACUAAAUUUUCUUCACUUAAACCAUAAACUUUUGAUCAUCACCUUCUAUGUCUUCAAAGUGCCUUUUGUAAGCAAAAAUAAAAUAAGAAAUGGGAACAAAUUCUGCCAAAAAAAUCAUAUGUGGUUGUCUCUGCUGACAUCCAAAAGGCAAUGGUUCACAAUACAAGAAAAUACAAAGGGGAAAUCUGGCCAAAUUCACCCUUUCUGCCACCUGCAGUUUUUGUCAAAAUUGCUUUUGUAGAUCUGAUAUAAAUUGAUAAAGGAAAUAUCGUGAUUUUUAAUAAUGUUGUAGGUUUUGAGAAGUGUUUUAAAAAAUUUAAGAUCGUUGCAAGGUGCAUAUCUCUCUCUAUAUAUAUUUACUUGAAUAGACACACACUUAUGCCAUAUAUGUAUAUGAUGUAAGUACAUUCAUAGAUUAAUGUAUGCUCCAAGAUUUACAGUAGGAAUUUUUGUACAGUGUACAUGUGUUUGAAAAAAUACUUAAUAAGAAAAUUGAUAGAAUUGUGUAAUUUAAAAGAGAAAAUUGUGAAAAAUUAUAUUUGUAUGCCACGUAACUAAUGAGUGCAUGGAAUGUCGAAGUUCAAAAAGAAGUGUUUUAAUAUACCAAAAACUGCCAAGAAAUAUCAAUAAUAAUCGAAGACAAUUUACAGCAUUGUGCUCACUUAAAAUAAUUUGUUUAUUGACUUUGUUACCUACUCAAUAAUUUGAGUGUGGGAACUGAAAAAUGACUGUCCAAAUGUUUUUCUUAUUUCAUCUUCCCUUUGAACAGACUUUUAAUACUUUAUUUAAUUAAUUUAUCACUGACUGCACCAAUUGUGUUUUUGUAUGAAUGUGUCUUUUAUAAAGAUGUCCAGGAAGUGUUCAUUUAUGUUAUAUCGUACAUAGUCAUUACUUACAGCUAACAUGAAACUUCGAGUUUUAUUUAUUUAUUGUACAUUCUGAUAAAGUAUUAAAAUAUAGGGGGAUGUGACUGCUUGUUGCUUUUGUGAUAAGAAUUUUAUGAACGUUCCAUCUGCAAUAAAUUGUGUUUUUAACAUAAUAACACACUUAAAUGUGCACAAGAUUUAAUAACUUUUUGGGAUGAAAAUUAAUAAAUUUACAAUAGAAUUGAAUUUAAUACAAAAUUAAUGAUUUGAUUCUUAUUAACUCUGCUGAAUGAAUUUGAAUUGUUACUCUGUGCAAUUUGUAGGGAAGUAUUCAUAAGGUAAAUCAUCCCAGACUUAUUGAAUAGUUUGAAUUUAACUUAGUGAAAAUUUGUACACUUUCUUGCAAAAAUCAGUUGCAUAGGAGACUUCUAUCUAUUUUUUUUUCACUGAUUGUGUAUUGUAGAAAAAACUUAAUGUGUGCAUUAAGACAAUGCGUUAAUACAAUGAGAUUCUGCACUAAGCAACAAGGUUAUUCCCCAACCCUUCCGUUAACACACAUCUUUAAAGAGCUGUGUGUUUCACUCUGAGAAGCAAACUUUUUGGUGAGAGAGGAUGUCUUGUGAGACAUAAGUUGAUGCACUCUCUGUGGGUUUAGGUUGCAGAGAUUAGUACUUUUUCAUCCAACACUAUGCCACCUGUGCAUAAAAAGAAUCAUCUCUGCUCCUGACCUUACCUCAUGAAAUGUCACGACCAUUCUGGCUUGGUUAAACGGUAUAAGAUUUUGUGGUCUGUAGGAGGUAAGUGCUUGAUGCAGCAAAGUUACAAUUUGUGUACUUUUGCAGCUGAAAGCACUUUGCCUUCGCUUGUAAAUGAGUUGUUUUCAUUUUUAUAUGAAAGGUAUAUAUAUAUAAUAACUGUAUAACCAGAUAUUUUAUAAUGUCAUUGUUUGUAUAGUAAAGUCAAAUUGUACUUUUUUUCUGUAGUUAGUUAUUGGAAGAGCGUGUGAAACUCAUGGUUUUCACAUCUUCCAUUCUUUCUUUCAUGACUGAACUGUCCUGUUUUGUAUUUAACUUGGUUACAAUUGUUUUCAUUGGGUUGUGAAGAAGCAUAGAAAAUGCAAGAAAAAAAAAUGGAAAUGAAGUGCUUUGUAUUUAUAAUUUUAAGGUUCGUGUUUUUGCUUGUUGGGCUGUUUAUGUUUUUGCAGAUUAUUUUCACUAAUUUUUUGCAAAAUGUUUGUUACGGAAGUUGCCCAUUGAAUUUAAUGCUGAAUUUGUACAUGCAACUGAGAGUGAGAACACUCGUCUUAUGGUUUUUCUGUGACAAAUUUUCCUUUUCGUCACUUUGUGUUAUAUGGAAAUCAACAUAACAUUAAUUUGUUAAAUCAGUAGAUUGACUCUUGCUUUGCUACACUUUUUGAUUUUGUUCAGACUUUACUUUUCUUUAAUAAUUCUCUUGCUUUUCAAAAUUCAACUGAACAUUAUGAGAAUACAAUUUUAAAAAAUAUUUAUUAUGGCAUUACAUGAUUAAAUAGACUUUAUCGUUGAUUCUUUGAUAACAAAUUUUUAUUAUCAAUUGUACAAGUAAAACUAGAAAGGAGAAAAGUUGUUGGAUUAACAUUAAAUUGCUCUACAUCUUCAGCAGAACUGUGGGCAUGGAAAGAGUGAAUGAAUCAGCAGCAAACAGUAUUUUGUUUUGCUUAGUAAUAGUGGCAUCACGGAAAGCAUGACUGAUGCCCUAUCAUACAAGACUUAAAAUUACAGGAACAUGAAUUUCAAAUGAGAACCAAUUAAUUAUUCAAAGGGGAAAGCUGUGAAUCAUAGCACAAUGUUAGCAUUCUGCGAUGUUUAAAGAGUUUGCAAGAGUAUGUAUAAUCUGCUGUAUACUUGACAAUUACCUUCUUUCAUAGUUUUUGUGCAUUUUGUUCCUAACAAAGAGGAUGAUAAAAUAAUUUAAUAUUCAAUUUUCAUUCCUAUUUGUGGCAAAAGAGAUUAAUACACCAUGAUUUUUAAAUUGCAACAUUUUGUUCUGAAAGUGCUUGUUAGAGAAUGUUCAAAAAAAUAUCUGAUUUCACAGUAUUAAAGAGUUAGCUGAAUAGCAAUUCGUGUUGCUAGUUGGCUUGCUGAAUUGAGUAUUUGACAUUCUUAUUUCUUAGUAUAACUGUUGCAUUUAAAUGUUCUAUACAAACUCUUGUAGACCUCAAAAAAAAAGUGAGUACCCACCCAGUCAACUCUUUGAUUUUGUAUGAGUCAAUUUUAAAACAUGAUGAAAGACGCUGUUGCCAAUUCAUCUUGCAAAUUCUGGUAUUCAGAAAUGCUUUUGAGUUUUACUUCACACAUCUGCCACAAUACAACAUAUACCAUGAUUGUGCAAGAUGUAGUAUAGCAUCAGAUGUCUUUCUGCAGUAAAUGAAUUCCAUGUGUGCAUGCCCAAUGAUGAGAUGGAGGAAAGAUUGUAAAAAAUAUAAAUAUAUAAAUAUAUAUCUCUUUUUGAAGCAAUGUACCUAUAUAUUAUAUAUAAACUUGCUUGGCAUUUUUUUAUUUUAUCAUAUAAAUAAUAAUGAUAAUAAUAUAUACACACAUACUCAUAGAGAAGUGUUGCCACCUGUUGAAAAACCAAACCCUGUGGUUACCGAGCAAGGAGGGAAUAAUAAAGUACCUGAGAAAAGUGA